Messenger RNA from Cokeromyces recurvatus, 2850 nucleotides. RefSeq names its product armadillo-type protein. The coding region runs from base 230 to 2659 and encodes 809 amino acids. Gene Ontology annotation, biological process: protein dephosphorylation. The transcript has 8 exons. Lineage: Eukaryota; Fungi; Mucoromycota; Mucoromycetes; Mucorales; Mucoraceae. The record is from RefSeq and is a predicted model, not a curated record. Gene Ontology annotation, molecular function: protein phosphatase regulator activity.
GAAAUAGUUAGAACGAAUGGCUGGUAAAUUAGGCAAAAAAAAAAAGAAAAAAAAAAGAGAGAAAAAGAGAAAAAAGAUGCUGAAAACGCAUGUUUGAAUACACAUUCGAUAAAUAUUUAUUUCUUCUUUUUAUAUAUACAUUAUAUACAUAUUUGUUAAAUCAAAAGAUCUCGGUUUUGAUUUUUCCAGUGAUGAAUAUGAUGAGGACACUACAUAUGAAGAACAAGAUAUGGAAAUGUUUGACCAUGUCAAUAAUGAAUCUAGAGAAAAAAACCAACUUGAAACAGAGGAUGAAGACAUACCUGAAUCUGAAAUUGUUCCUCAAGAAGACUUUAUAACAGCUAUACAAUCCGAGGAUACUGCAUUACUAAUACAUACUAUGUCUGAAGCAGAUCAAUCUAUGGAAGAUGAACUGGAAGACGAAUUAUUAGUAAAUGAAAAUAUGUCACCUCUUGAACGCAUAUAUGCUUUCAAAGAUAAUGAUGAACUGGUUAAUAGACUUUCAUUAGCAAAAGAGUUACCUAAUGCAUUAGAUGAAAUAACUAUAGAUAGAGCUAUCCAAGAUAUUCUACCUAUCAUGGAUAAAUUAGCUUGUGAUAAUGAUGACACUGUAAGAGAGACGUUUGCUAGUGAACUUAAUCAUUUGUUACUAUAUUUUUAUAAGAAUGUGCCAGCCUUAUUUUCAACCUCAAACCCAUCUACGCCACAGGAAAAGACAUUUGUACCUUUGAUUAUUCGAUUACAUUUAGACCAAAGUUCAGGGGUAGCUGCCCUAGCACAACAAGCAGUUGUUUCAGUUUUGAGAGAACUAAAUCAGCUAUCAGAUCAAAAUCCAUUCUUUUCCCAAGUCAUUGAUUGUGAGAUAUUUAAGGGAGUUAUUGGAGGACUUGUGAUGAUUAUAGAUGGUAAACAAAAACCUCCUCAAAUAGAAACAGAAGAGGAUGAAGAGAGCAGAUUAGAGGCAUUAAGAUAUCAUCGUGUUUCUACUGAUGAAGGUUCUAGUUUGGAACGUCGAAGAUCUUCUGGAGCGCCUGGAUUUGAAACUUCCUCUAAUGUACAUCAUGCUCCUCCUUCGUCUGAAGACGAUAUUGAUCAAGGUGUCAUUAGCUUAGCAAAGAUUACAUGUAUUUCGUUGAUUGCAGCUGUUAUAAGUGUCUUUGAUGCAGAAAAAUGUGUGACAGAGUGUUUACCUAUUCUUGAAAAAUUAGCAACAGAUCCAUUAUUUUAUGUUAGAAAAGAAGUAGCCUUAUCAAUUGGCAAUAUGGCUGAAGUAGUAAAUCAUGCAAUAGCAAAUGAGAGACUGCUUCCUUUAUUUCGUAUGUUUGCUGAAGAUCAAAUUUGGCAUGUACGUCGAUCUUGUGUCCUUUCACUUCCCCAAUUAUGUGGUGUACUUUCUGAACCAGUUAAAAGCGCAUUAGCAAUCACAAGUGUAGAGACUUUUCCCAACGAUGUUUCACGUAAUGUUCGUAAUGCAAUGGCAGAUAUUAUAGGCGAGCUUAUUUCUAAAUUUCUACCUGAGGAUUGGGAAAAAACAAGAGCACCUGGCAAGUUACCUGAAGAGCUUUUAGAAUAUUUUUUAUCUUUAGGAUCCAAUUCGAAUAAUAAUAAUCAAAUGCUUAAACUUGAAGUAGAUCGCACUUAUCUCUGUGCUUAUAAUUUCCCUGCUGUUGUAUUAACAGCUGGGGCAAGUUAUUGGAAGAGUCAUCUGAGAGAGACCUAUUUAAAUCUUACAAAGGAUUAUCAAAUUAAGGUACGCUGUACAUUUGCACAUUCUCUUCAUGAUAUUGCUCGAAUUAUUGGCCCUGAACAAACUGAACAAGACCUUGUGCAGAUAUUUGCUCUCUAUUUAAUGGAUCUAGACGAUGUCAAAGAAGGUGUCCUUGAACAUUUGGCUGAUUUUCUUGGAGCAUUAGAAGCAAGUUCCAGAAACGAAUAUAUUCCAAUUUUAGCAGAAGUUUGGGAUGGCGUUUCAACUAAUUGGCACCUAAGAAAUAUUUUAGCAGAGCAACUAAUGCAAAUUACAACCCUCUUUGAUGCAUCUCGAGUAGUAGAACAUGUAUUACCCUUAGUGGUCCGUGCUUGCCAUGAUGAAUUUGCAGCGAUCCGAGAAACGGGCGUAAAGAUAUUUCCUGUUGUUAUGGAUGUUGUAAAACAUGCAGUUGAGGAAGAUGGUGAAUCUUUAUCACAAACCGAUGGAUAUGGAGAUGAUAUAGCAGAAAAUAAACGAAAUUAUGCUCUUGCUUUAUUAAGUCAUGUUAUGGAGCGACUAGAUGAAUUUGCACGAUCAGAAAGUUACCGAGAUAGACUAGUGUUUGCUCAAAUAUGUAAAUCACUUGUUGAGUCAGGUAUAGGCGCUUCUGAUUUCGCCUCAUUCUUUUUCCCUCGUUUAGCACCUCUGGCUACUGAUCCUGUUGUUAAUGUUCGUAUUGCAGCCUCACGUACAGUUUCUAUUAUUUAUGCGAAUGAGCCUUUUCGACGUGAACUAAGUGAAAUAGCUGCUCCAUCUAGGACGGUCAAUGAAGCAGGUGAAUCAGGCCAUGCAUUGGAUCAAAUGACGUAUAGACUCGCAUUAGAUAUAGAUAAUGAUGUACGAUCAUUUGUUAUGCCUUUUGUUGAUUUAGAUGUACUCGAAAAACGACGUAAUUCUGCUACUCUCUAAUAGUAAGACUUAAUAUUCUAACGUCUUUUAUUUUUUUUUACCCCUUAUAUCAUUAAAUUUGUACAUUUAUUAUAUAUACAUAUAUAUAAAGGAAAAUAUUUACAGUGUUUAUAAUGUAAUUCUUCAUAAAUUUCAUUUCCCUCCCUGCUUAUUGUAUAAUAUAAAAUAAUAGGUUUAUUACUAUAGUGUUG